AUGUCUUCUGUGGAGAUCAACAGUGUCGCAGUUGUCGGCGGCACCGGGACUUUGGGCAAACCCAUCGUCCGAGAACUUGUGGCCCAAGGCUUCCGCGUGACUGUCUUGUCCCGAAGCGAGAAGCGGAAUGAGUUGCCCAAUGUUGAAGUGAGAGCGGUGGAUUACAGCGAUUUCGAUUCCCUCAAGGCCGCCCUAGCAGGCCAGGACGCGGUCGUAUCGACAAUAGCAUCACCUGCUGUGGGCACAGCCCAGCAGACGGUUCUUGACGCUGCUUACGAGUGCGGAGUGAAGCGCUUCAUCCCGUCCGAGUUUGGUAUCAAUACCCGCAAGCUUCAUGGCUUGAAGAUUGCACAGAUCUUGGGCGGGAAGAUAAAGCUGGUGGAUGACCUCCAGAAAAAAGCCCAGGAAAACAAGGGCUUCACUUGGACUGGAGUAUCCAGUGGGCUCUUCUUCCAUUAUAUCGGUUUUGAUGCGAAGGCGAAGAAAGCCACCAUCUACGACUCUGGGAACGAACCUCUCCAGACGAGUAGCCUCGAGCUGAUUUCCAAGGCUGUAGCAUCUAUCUUGAAGCACCCUCAGGAUACUGCCAAUAGAUACCUAUCUAUCGCCUCGUUCCAGCCGUCCUUGAACGAGAUCCUCCAGAUUGCGGAGGACGAGACCGGUGCUAAGUGGAUUAUCGAGCGUGUAGACACAAAAGACUUGGAGAAGACGGGCGAGGACAAGCUAUCCAAUGGCGAUUUCAGUGCAUUCAGAGAGCUGCUACGUGUCCACAUCCACCGUGACGGGGACGGACAUUCUGUUCCAGAGGAUGAGCUGGCUAACGGGCUGUUGGGACUGCCUCAAGAGGACUUGCGUAACUCGGUUAGGAAGUGGCUAGGUUAA
This is a messenger RNA of Diaporthe batatas, 882 nucleotides long. RefSeq lists its product as uncharacterized. NCBI's taxonomy places the organism in Eukaryota, Fungi, Ascomycota, Sordariomycetes, Diaporthales, Diaporthaceae. The transcript is spliced from 3 exons. The record is from RefSeq and is a predicted model, not a curated record. The coding region runs from base 1 to 882 and encodes 293 amino acids. Gene Ontology annotation, molecular function: oxidoreductase activity.